AUGACGGCACAUGCGAAUAGGGUCCAAAGACAGAGACGGAAAUCUGACCGAUCUGAAUCGCUGUGCCAGAAUCGGGCGUGCAGCGCGCCUCUCUGCAAGAUUGCGACAAAUGCAGCUCGAGCGCGAAGGCUUUCCUUCUCACCCUUCCCGCCCUCUCGCUCCUCGUCGACGGCCACCUCUAAGAUCCACCCAAACUCCUGCAGAGCAUUCAUCACUAUGGCGGACGUAGCUCUUGAUUACGGCUCAGCCGAGACCGACCCCUCGGCGGCCGUACCGAUGCAAGACGAUGCCAUGGAGGAAGACGGCGCGCAACAAUCCGGAUCGCGCUUCUAUCCCAUCUCUACCGACCAAGCCGUCGAAGCAGGAGCACAGCGUGGUCCCGCCCCUUCCUCCGGCUCAGAGACCUCUCUGGACGAUGCAGCACUUGUCGGCACCGCUCCCCCGUCCGAGACACCCGACCCUCCCGCAGUCGAAGGGGGAUCCGACAUCCGACUCGACACGCUCCUCAUCGAAGGCACACCCAUCACCCAACUCUCCACAUCGCGUCUCUUCGCCUACCUGACGCACUUUGGCGCUCAGCCCCUCGGUCUCGAAUGGAUCGACGAUCGAACCUGCAAGAUCGUCUUUGCCGACGAACGAUCUGCACGCCUCGGGCUCGAGUAUCUCCUCCCACCCUCCGCCUCGGACGACAUGCAAGCCGAAACCGAUCUCGCCCCCCUGCCGAACAUCGAUACUCUUCUCGAAUACGACCCCGAUUCAUGGCAUUCCGAAUACAUCACAUCCCUUGUAACCCCGCGUCAGGCACAUCGCGUCCCUGCGAAACUCUACAACCUCGUGGAACGACAAGCAGCGUCGACCGAGUUGGAACUGCAGAAACAGACACAGGACGCGGUAUCGUCGCUGCCAGACGACGUACCGGAGAUCUACAGGGAGAUGGAGGAAGCCGAUCGCAGAAAGGAGGUGCCACGCGAGGUGAGGGAUCUGCAGAAACUUCGUGGGCUGCUUUGGUUGAGACACGCGGUCACGGAUGUCGAUCGAAAAGAGUCCCGCGCAAGCACCAGGAGUCAGUGGUACAAGAGGCAUGGGUAUGAGGCGGGUAGGGAGAUCGUUCCCAAGCUACUGCAGGUCGGAGAGGUCAAGGAGAGUGUGGAGUUGUUUCCGGAUUGGAAGCCUUCGACAACGAGUGGAGAUGAUGGAAGGAGGAGGAAGAUGGACGAGUUGGAUUCCGAGUUGGACGGGUAUAGAGCGGCGAGGGAUGAACCGCGGAGGAGGGAAGGUGAGAUGAUGGCCGAUGCUGUGCGUAGGAGGGAUGGAGAUCUUAUGGAUCGACUGCACUCGAGGCGCGGGGAUCGUCGUCACGAGCGCGAAGCCGACGCGGGUAGAUGGGGACACGAUGCAUACGAAUCGCUCUCCUCCGACCGUCAUCGCGGUCGACGCUCCCGCCGCACCGAAACCGACCUCGAAUCCCUCGACCAAGAACUCGACGACCUCCGUCACUCCCGCCACCAACAACAAUACCACCGAGAACUCUCGCCCUCGCGUCGUCAACGCACCGACGACAGAAGCGCAAGAACCAAGGUCAAAGGUAGAGGUAGAAUGAAGGCUCCCGGCUUCGACGAUAGGUGGGCAGCGCAGGAGGAUGACAAAAGCCUCUCGUCCAGGAUGGGCGGUGGGGGAGAGCUGUUGACCCGUCUCGGUGAAUCAAGAGGUAGCCUCGCAGAUCGAUUCUCUUAA
This is a messenger RNA of Pseudozyma hubeiensis SY62, 1734 nucleotides long. RefSeq lists its product as hypothetical. Lineage: Eukaryota; Fungi; Basidiomycota; Ustilaginomycetes; Ustilaginales; Ustilaginaceae. Gene Ontology annotation, cellular component: nucleus; cytosol. The record is from RefSeq and is a predicted model, not a curated record. Gene Ontology annotation, molecular function: mRNA binding; RNA 7-methylguanosine cap binding. The coding region runs from base 1 to 1734 and encodes 577 amino acids. The transcript has a single exon.